Penicillium angulare is the source of this 636-nucleotide messenger RNA. RefSeq lists its product as uncharacterized. The transcript is spliced from 2 exons. The record is from RefSeq and is a predicted model, not a curated record. Lineage: Eukaryota; Fungi; Ascomycota; Eurotiomycetes; Eurotiales; Aspergillaceae. Bases 1 to 636 code for a protein of 211 amino acids.
AUGGGAGCCAUGCUUCCAACAAUGAUUGGUUUGAAUCAAGCAACCCAGGGGAGUCGAGAUCAAGAAGAGGCCCGGAGCAACGAAGCACGAAAACAACGUGGACAUUUAGUAGCCAUAUGUGCCCUUACACAGGGGACACCGAAAAUGCGCCAACAAGUUCACAAUGGACGGGUCCAAGUGGGUCUGGAUGGCAAACUUUACAUCACCAAGAAUCCAACACCAACGAUGGUCCCAUUCAACGGUGGUUUCUACAAACAUCCCGAUUUCACCCCCGAUAACAUGUCUGGUAUCGUCACUAUCAGUGGAGAGAAAGCGCCCACGCUACGCUGGGUAUUUAGAGACGCGAAGACGCAUGAAAUGCGCUGGGGCGGCCGUCCGGAUUCUGAGGGACAUGUAUGUGGACCCUUUGACUGCACGACAGAUGAGCAGUACGUCACAAUGGAGGGGUGGGAAGGCUGGUUGGCGGUGCGUCUUCCGGAGGAUGAGGCAGAGGAUGAAGCCAAGGCUGAAUUGGGAAUGGUACAGGGGCGCGGAAUCUGGCGGCUGUACUUUGAUGGCAAUGAUGACGGGGCAGAUCUCCCGGCUGGCGCUGAGGGUUUGGAGAUUCGUCUCAAGCGAACAGCAGCAGAGUCGUAA